Molecule: messenger RNA, 1758 nt
Organism: Trypanosoma brucei brucei TREU927
Lineage: Eukaryota; Euglenozoa; Kinetoplastea; Trypanosomatida; Trypanosomatidae
Exons: 1
Coding region: 1-1758 (585 amino acids)
Source: RefSeq, a predicted model, not a curated record
AUGAUUGGAAAUGGGCGAGGAUUGGAACUUCGGGAGGAGUACGACAUGAUGCUGCAGUUGGUGCGGGCUCAUAUGUUGCGUCGUGACCAGGGGGUGCAGCCAAUCGUCCUUCAGGUUCAACAAGAGGGAGCGGAAAACAGGGAGCAAGUGACACUGGUUUUUGGCCAAGUUGAAGCGGAGGCUGGAAGCACCCCGCUUUCGGCCGUCGCGACGGAGCAGAUGCCACCCGCGUCUCAAGAUCCGCUCAUAACAGAGUUGGGUCCAUUGCUUCUCCAAGCACUCGCUUUGCAGUUGCUAAUCAGUGAACAGCAGCGUCGUGUGGCCGCUCCGCUGGACCAGGAGGCUGUUGAGAAACUGAGACGUGUUACGCUUGACCGCGAUACGUUAGACCGUCUGGAAACAUCUGGUCAGACUGUUUGCUCCAUCUGCCAGGAAUCAUUUCCGCUGCAGUCUGAAGUGUACUGCCUGCCCUGUGGUCACGUCUUUGAUGUGACGUGCAUGCAGCACUGGUUGGAGCGUACGAGGACGUGCCCAAACUGUCGGUUCACGCUACAAGAUGUGGAGCAGCAGUACAAGGACGCGGCACAGCCAACCUGGUGGGAAUCUAGAUUGGUUGAUGGGGAAGUUGGUGAAACGAAAGGUGACUGGACACUAUGCCCUUCGCACUCGCUUUCUGGAGUUGCAGAGGAGCGAAAUGAGCGUUUGCCGAGCGCCACACCGCGUCGGCACCAACAAAUCACCCAAAGUGUUGGUGUUCCAGUCGACUGCACGAUGCAGCGCCACCAGGAGCGCCCUCAGCAACUUGGGCGAGAAGAGGAAGAACAGACACAGCAAAUGCAGUUAUCUUCCUCUGGGGCAGCUGUCGGCGUAGCACAGGUAAUUAGUGGAGGCGGGGGUGAUGGCACCGGGACUGAAACUUCGCGGACAGUUAGCAGCCCUAAUCGAACUGUAGAUGGCGGACGGCGGCGCUGCGAAACACUCUCUCCAUCGACGUCAAAUGUGAGCAUUACCCAUGAAGCUGUUGACCCUUCCUCUCAUAGUUUGUCUCCUGUUAGUGCAGAUGUUACGAAUCGAAACUCAAGGGAUUGCCCAGUUGAGGUAGCGAACGAAAGCAGCGAACGAAGCGACCAGCUGCGACGGGGAAACCGUUAUACACCGAUGGCGGGGACAACUUUCUUACCGCCACCAGUUGCACUCAACAGAUCCGUAUCACCACCUGUGUCGAGUACUUCUACCCGUAUAGCACACUACGUAGCUGAGGAGGGGUUGCCAACGCGAGUCCCAGAAAUUGUGGCUGUGACGCGUCCCACCGUCAGGUCAGGAUCCCUAUCCCUUACCAACGACUCCGCGAAUCCUCAAUCCCGCUCAACCUUCCUGCAACCGAUUAUGCCAGCGUCCGGGAAUGCCAGGCACGCCAUAAGAGCAUUGAGAAGUCGUCGUAAUGAGCGGGAAGAGGGUAGCUCUCUGUCGUUGACCGAAAGCGGUAUUCUCACGCCACCGGAGGCGGUUGCAGGGGGUCAUGGACGGAUGGGUGGAAAUAACAGAAGUAGACGUAAUGUACACCUCCCACAUCCACCGCAUGAGACCUCCUCCCAGCGGCGUUUGGCGGAAUCCCCACAGUCUCGGGCGCGUGAUGGCGACACACGGGGAGAGGAGCGCAGGCAAAAUGUUGUUCCUCUUCAGCCGAGUGUUCGCGGAAACCAGCGUAAGUUAGCCCAGUACCAGUCAAUUAUCAGGGGUCAGUCAAGGCGUUGCUAA